Etheostoma cragini (Arkansas darter) is the source of this 376-nucleotide messenger RNA. RefSeq names its product ETS domain-containing protein Elk-1-like. The record is from RefSeq and is a predicted model, not a curated record. NCBI's taxonomy places the organism in Eukaryota, Metazoa, Chordata, Actinopteri, Perciformes, Percidae. The annotation marks the transcript as partial. The transcript is spliced from 2 exons.
AACAUCAUAAAGAAGGUGAGCGGCCAGAAGUUCGUCUAUAAGUUCGUCAGUCAGCCCGACCCCUCUCUGCCGGAGGGGCUACGCAGCGGAGACGAGGGCCAGAGGAGGGACCCCGCCGACCCCAACGGCCAAUCAAAAGGCCCCGGGGGCGGGGCUUCUACAUGUCAGUCAAAGAGCUUACCCCAGCGCUCAUUGCCCAGCGGCGCCCAGAAGAGCUCCCGCAACGACUACAUGAAGUCCGGCCUCUACUCCACCUUCACCAUCCAAUCACUGCAGGCCUCGCCCAACCCACGGCCAAUCAAAACGGAGCUGCUGAUACAACAAGACGCCGCCCUGUUGGUCGAUCACUCGCCCAGAGAGGUGAGUGUGUAGUGUC